AUGUUGAUGCGUCGAGUGACUGGCAAAGCAAAUGUACCAGACGUCACCGGCCCGACCGUCCCCGUGCGAAAGCCCGACUUUCUUCCCUCUCGUGAUACCCCGAAACUACGAGCAACAUGGCUCGGUCAUGCCUGUUACUAUGUUGAAUUCCCCGGUGGCCUCCGCGUUCUCUUCGAUCCUGUACUGGAGGAACGGUGUGGUCCUUACAACCUGCUGGGCCCGAAGCGCUUCACGGAAGCACCUUGUCAGAUUAAGGACAUUCCGGUGAUUGAUGCAGUCGUGAUUUCACACAACCAUUACGAUCACCUCUCCUACCCGGGCGUGACUGAAAUCGCCAAGUUACACCCUAAUUGCCAUUUCUUCGUCCCUUUGGGCAACAAGUCCUGGUUCCACAGUUGCGGAAUCGAAAAGGUCACAGAAUUGGAUUGGUGGGAUGAGCGUGAUGUGACCCUGUCACCGUCGAAGCAUGAAGAUCCAAAGAUCGAGGCAGUCGGAGAAGCCGUCUCUGGACCCGCAGAGAUUACUGCUCGACUCAGCUGCCUGCCUUGCCAGCAUUCAACUAAUUGGGUGAAAAGCGAUACCGGAUACAAGGCAGUCCCCGCCCUUCCUGAAGGCGAAGAUGAUCACGAUGCCAAGUAUGAAUUUGCCAUCUGCCCUGCUUUCAAGCAAGUGGGUGAAUUCCGGGGCCCGUUUGAUCUGGGAUUGAUUCCUAUCGGAGCAUAUGCUCCUCGGCACAUUUGGAGCUCAGCACAUGCGGAUCCUCAUGACGCUGUGAAUAUCUUCCAGGAUACCAAGUGCAAGAAAGCCCUCGGUAUGCACUGGGGAACAUGGGUAUUGACUGAAGAGGACGUCUUGGAGCCACCUCAGAAGCUCAAGACCGCCCUGAAGAGAUUCAAUAUGCCCGAGACAGGCGUCUUUGAUGUCUGUGAUAUUGGCGAGAGCCGAGAGUUCUGA
This is a messenger RNA of Penicillium argentinense, 954 nucleotides long. RefSeq lists its product as uncharacterized. Gene Ontology annotation, biological process: N-acylethanolamine metabolic process; N-acylphosphatidylethanolamine metabolic process. Bases 1 to 954 code for a protein of 317 amino acids. The transcript has 3 exons. Gene Ontology annotation, molecular function: N-acylphosphatidylethanolamine-specific phospholipase D activity; zinc ion binding. The record is from RefSeq and is a predicted model, not a curated record. NCBI's taxonomy places the organism in Eukaryota, Fungi, Ascomycota, Eurotiomycetes, Eurotiales, Aspergillaceae. Gene Ontology annotation, cellular component: membrane-bounded organelle; cytoplasm.